Pelobates fuscus (common spadefoot toad) is the source of this 6082-nucleotide messenger RNA. It is a transcript of the gene SEMA4B, whose product is annotated as semaphorin 4B. Lineage: Eukaryota; Metazoa; Chordata; Amphibia; Anura; Pelobatidae. Gene Ontology annotation, cellular component: plasma membrane. The record is from RefSeq and is a predicted model, not a curated record. Gene Ontology annotation, biological process: positive regulation of cell migration; negative chemotaxis; negative regulation of axon extension involved in axon guidance. The transcript has 16 exons. The coding region runs from base 462 to 2990 and encodes 842 amino acids. Gene Ontology annotation, molecular function: semaphorin receptor binding; chemorepellent activity.
CCCAUUUUCCUGUUUCUUCCCUUUAAGAUGUUUUGCGUGCUACCUGCUGUACGAAGUUUUGGUGUAGAAUAUUACCUGAGACCCCCAUACCUACUCCAGCAUCCUGCCUGCUUUUCUGGAAUUACUGAACUAGUUCUGGGCACAUUCAGCAUGUGAUUGAAAUCCACAUUUUUAGAAGAAACCUGCCAAAACCUGUGUAUUAUUUAACCUGUUUCAACACAGGGUGGAGGAGGCGGAGUCAAGGUUACAGCCCAUAGAGAGAGGGACAGCCUUGCUACACACACUCAGUGAACUUUUACCAAGUGGAUCACAUCGCUAACUAGGAGGAAGAAACCUGUCCUGAUUUGGAUUAACAGCCCGUGCCUUGGCUCUACGAAAGGGGUAAACAACCAAAAAUCAGCUCAUACAGAGAGGAAAACAACCCAUCUGGAUUAUUGAAAAGAAGCCUGCCAAUCUCAGCCAUGGGGAGCUGGAGUUGGUUCUUUGUCAUGGGACAGACACUUAGCACCUUGUUUCUUCUCCAAGCCAACGAAGAAGUCAUCCCCAGGCUCACCCUACAGUAUGGUUCACCAGAAAGAACUGUGAACAGGUUUGAGGCUGAUGCUUCCAAUCAUUUUACCACCCUUCUUCUUAGUAAAGAUGGAAACACAUUGUACGUGGGAGCGAGAGAAUCUCUAUUUUCACUUAACAGCACAAACUUUAUGUCUGCUGAGGGCCAGCUGCAGUUGACAUGGAAAGCAGAGGACAACAAUAAGAGAGAAUGCGUUUCAAAGGGAAAGGAUUCACAGAGAGACUGUCAGAACUACAUCAAGAUCCUCCUGCCAUUGAACAGCACACACCUUUAUACCUGUGGAACAUACGCCUUCAGCCCCAACUGCACUUACAUCAGAAUUGCUGACUUUUCUCUGGAAAGAGAUUCUUCUGGAAAUAUUCUUCUGGAUGAUUGUAAGGGACGGUGUCCAUUCGAUCCAAAAUACAAGACUACAGCCAUAAUGGUUGAUGGAGAAAUGUAUGCUGGCACUAUCAGCAAUUUCCAAGGGAACGAGCCCAUCGUUUACAAGAGCCACGACAGCAGGAUAUCGCUGAAGACCGAGAAUUCCUUGAACUGGCUCCAAGACCCAGAUUUUGUUGGCUCGGCUCAUAUCCCGGAGAGUCUUCCCAAUGGAAAUCCAGUGGGAGAUGAUGAUAAGGUCUAUUUUUUCUUUAGCGAGACUGGGACAGAGUUUGAUUUCUUCGAGAACACUAUUGUUUCAAGGAUCGCUCGUGUAUGCAAGGGAGACCUUGGUGGAGAGCGUGUCCUACAGAGACGGUGGACUUCAUUCCUCAAGGCUCAGUUACUGUGCAUACGUCAAGAAGAUGGUUUUCCUUUCAAUGUCCUUCAAGACAUGUUUGUGCUCACACCGGGGGAGAAACAUUGGAACAGCACAGUGUUUUACGGGGUCUUCACAUCACAAUGGAACAAGGGAGGUGCUGGGGGCUCUGCAGUUUGUGCGUUCAACAUGCGUGAUGUACAGAAGGCUUUCAGUGGCCUCUACAAGGAAGUAAACCGUGAAACCCAGCAGUGGUACACAUAUACACACUCUGUACCGGAGCCACGGCCUGGCGCUUGCAUUACCAACAGAGUGCGGAACAUGAAAAUCAAUUCCUCGCUACAAAUGCCUGACCGUGUUCUGAACUUUAUCAAGGAUCAUUUCCUUAUGGACAGCGCCAUAAGGAGCAAGCCAUUACUGCUACAGACACAAAUACGCUAUCAGCAGAUCAGUGUACAGAGGGUCAAAGGACUGACCCAAACCUUUGAUGUCAUCUUCCUAGGAACAGAUGAUGGCAGACUGCACAAAGCAGUGAGUGUUGGUGGCAAGGAGCACAUCAUCGAGGAGAUCAAGCUGUUUAAGAAUUCACAGCCAGUUGAAGAGUUGCUUAUUGAUCACAAUAAGGGUCUAAUAUAUGCAUCCUCCCGAUCCAUGGUGGUCCAGAUUCCUGUCUCAAACUGCAGCAUGUACAGGACGUGUGGUGAAUGCAUUCUGUCUCGAGAUCCCUACUGCGCAUGGAACAAGAGAGGCUGUCAUAAUGUGCCCCACCAUGUGCACGAACCAGUCUCAAAACAUUGGGUCCAAGAUAUUGAAAACGCAGACACAGAAAAGCAUUGUGAGCGCUUUAACAGCACAGGACCUUCUGGUCGAGUUGCUUUAAGUACUGAAGAACCACCAACAUGUAAAAAGGUUAUCCUGGACUCAAAAUCACAAAAUAAUUUGAGCUGUAAACUCUUAUCUAACUUGGCAACUCGUCUGUGGAUGCACAAUGGGAAGGAGAUAAACUCCUCUUAUUUAGUUUUGCAAAACGGGGAGCUGAUUCCUCUGAGUAGCCCAGAAAGGCUGGGGACAUACGAAUGCUGGUCUGUAGAAGAAGACUUCAGAAAGCUAAUGGUGAAAUAUUGUGUGGAAGCAGAGGGUGUGAAAAAGACAACUACUCAAAGUCCAAAAACAGGAGCAAUACUUCAGAAAGUGAGUGCGAUUGAUAAAGUUGUAAACUCCUCAUCGUUUAGCUCUUCUGGGAGCCAUUCUGCGCAACUACUGGGGAAAUCCUACUGGUACGAAUUCAUAAUCAUGACCUCAUUGUUUGGGUUGGUAGUUGUGGUUAUGACCCUUUUUUUCUUAUAUAAGAAACGGAACCAAAUGAAAUCCAUACUGAAGCCAGUAGAGCACCCCGAAAAGCAGAACAAGAAACUCCGUAAAAAUGGGAAACCUGCAGAAAGCUUGCCAUUGAAUGGGACCAGUGCUCCGCUUCCAGCAGCUGAUCACAAAGGUUACCAGACUCUCAAUGACAACUACAUAAUCAGCACUCCUGUCCAUGACCCAUUGAUCAUCAAUAAAAUAGUAAUGGAAUCGGAGAAAAGGCCAUUAAAUGUCAAGGAUACUUUUGUAGAGGUGUCUCCACCAUGCCAGAGGCCCAGAGUACGGCUGGGAUCAGAAAUCCGAGAUUCAGUAGUAUGAGAACCAGUUUGAUGGAACAAACCGUUUCCAUGUACUAAAGCCACAAAGGGACUAGACUGAGUGGCUUUGUGCUCUACAGAGUAAUCUGGAAAACCUUUUUUUUUUUUAUUUGUGCAUGCUAGUUGGAUGAGGCAAUUACUUUUACAUUGUCAACAUUUAUACAUGGAAAAAGCUUCUUUGUGCAGGCACUGUAGAUGUUCAUCGUGAAAUUAUCAAGGUUUUUCCUAUUCCAAUCAUCACUCGAAUUAAUAGAAAGCAUUGCUUACUGCAAGAGAGGAGGAAGCAUUGAGUUGUCGAAAAACAUUGUGUUUGGAUUAAUCAACUGUCCCCUAUCAUCAGAUGAAGUGUAAAUGCACCUCCAGCACAGGAAUGCUGACUGCCAGUGAGACUUGCUUGAGUUUGUCAUAGCCCAGCACGACAGAAAGGUUUCAUUGUCUUCACAAAGUAUGACGAUUCAAGUCGAUAUUGCUCAAACUGAACAUAACCGCGGCUCUAUGGACUUGUUGGAAAGGAUUGAGCUCACCUUCAAAUCCUAUUACACAACAUUUUGGAGAGAGGAAGGGAGGGAUGGAAGCAAGUUUGGGGUUUUUCUUGUUUUUUUGUAAUGUCAUACUACCAUUGUUUGUGUUUGAUAACGGACGUUUAUGUUUUUGUAUUUGAGGAGUGGGUAAAUUUGUUGGUUUUUUUGUUUAUUUUUGUUUUUCUUUAAAAAGAAUGUGAAAGAAACACUAGGUGUUCUUAACACUGACAACCAGCUAUUUAUCUGCCUCUAGCACAAUGAGGGACAUAAUGUUCUACCUAAAUUAUUCACCCAAUAUUUUUUUGUUUUUGUGGGAUGUUCUGAAAUGGAAUGGUUUUUGUGAUGUACAUUUUGUUUUUCUUCACUGCAAUCUGUUGACCUGUUUAGCUAAAUGUUUGGUACAAGUGCAUACAUGUGUAUAUGUAUACCGAGUAAGAAACAUGGCCAGGCUGGAAACCAUAAUCCCCAUAAUCCAUUACUUUGGUAAUAUUACUCCGCCCCUGAAAUAUCAGUCAGUGCGGAUGUUUGCCAGUUACAAGUUGGAGCUAGUAACAGUAACAAGGAGACAUCAAUAUUUAGCAUCUCCAUUUGUAUUGCAAAGCCCAUCAGCUACAGUCUGGAGACCAGCCACCUGUAGACAUGCUUUAUCAAAAAUGAGACAAACAUACGACCAUUGACCUCUCAUACCUCUUAGACCUUCUCUAGUGCCUUCAUAACCGAAACCAUUGCUUUAACGCAUUCCCAUGAGAUUCAUCUCAUGAUGCUCUCACUUUGAUUUAACAAAAAAAGUGACAUAACAAUGCAUAAAUGUCAUUUUGUAUUUAUGUCUGUGCUUUACAUACGUUUAAUGCCUAUAUUUGGCUUUCCGACAGCUAUUUCUCGUAUUGCAGUAGAUGUAGUUUCUGGUUAUCUAUAGUCUGUUUCCUGCAUUAAAGCAAAAUGGAUCAAUGGAAAAAUACAGAAUAACGCUAAACAACAUUUCUGACAGAUCCUGCUAUACUCACAGGAGCCUGCUAGCAAAUGCGGAAAAAUAAGCUUUAUUCAUCACUUAGUGUUGGCAAGCAAAACGAUAUCUUGAGUGUGUCGCUAUCGCUGUUUUCUAGAUCCAUGAGUGAUUGACUACUUUAGAAGAACACAUGAAGCCUUACUUUUUAAUCAUUACACCUGCAUAUUUCAUCCGUCAUUAAAUUAACCCACCAAGUUUGCAAAUACGUUUCAUAACCUUCAUUCAAGUUGAUGUGUUCUAAUAAGUUAUGAAUGAAGACUACUUUUUUUUCAGGUUUUGUUUUUUCAGAGUCUUGUGAAAAGUGAUAAACCUUUCAGAUACUUUUUUUUUAAUUUAAUUUAAUUUUUUUGCUUUCCUGACUACUAUGUAGUCCGUAUGAUGACAAAUACAUCAUAAAUUAUCUUGCAAGACCGGUGCUCAAGAUCAUACUGGAUCCACAGGGAUUUUGAAGCACUAACUUGAAGCGUUGGUUCUAAGUGUUAAUAAUGAGAAUUUAGUUUAAAAAGUGUUUUGAUUCCUCAACCCCUUCUUCACGCACAUCACGUAGAAGCAGGUUUCUGUAUUUGUUUUCCCUGUCACCUAUUGGUUUCAGUGAUGUUUGUGUUCUCAUGGACAAUCUAUUCUCCCGUGUUGGUAAUCAUUUUUGAUAUAGAAGGGAAUGUUUAACAGUGGUACCUUGCCUUCUCCUUAUGGUGCUUCUGCCAUAGACAGAUGAGAAAGCACAAAUGGAGGCUGUUCAGCUCUUUCUGUGUAUUGACUUGACUGCUCUCACAAGCUGAAAGAUGCCAGUGGUGUGUUGGAUCCUUUCUGUUGAAUUCCUGUUUAAGUGCAUGUCGUCAGACAGAUUUUAUGUGCAUAUUGUAUAGAGUAAGGUGGAGAGGAGAAAAGAGCACAAAAAUACCCUAUUUGGGUAGAAAGGAAAUCUUAAACUCCGAAAGAGUUGUUUAAAUUAUCUUAGCAUUAUAUGCCUUGCUAAAUAGGUGCCAUGUAUAGCACAGAUAGAGGACUAGGCUAAUCUUCAAAUAUAAAGCCUGUUAAAAAUGCCCCAAACUGUAGAUAUGCCCAGAAAAUGUACAGUAUUUACAAUUUGUUAAAAACAAAAGCACAUCCACUCUCCAGCUUUUAAAGUAACUUGUAGAAGUUGUGCAAAAAGGAUCUGUUUGUUAGUUUUUCUCUUCUCUAUAGGCACACAAUGUAAAUGCUACCCAAAUGUCCAUGCUUUGUGGCUGCACAUAGCCUGGGCACUUUCUGGGGGAGCAUUCAUCCUGUUUGAAGUGCCUGCUCCUAUGUACCAAUGCCCCUAGCGUCAGUAACUAAUACUGCACCAAUCCAUGAGGACAGCAUAAAAGCAGGGCUAGUUUUUUAAUAAAUGACUUUGCAUGCUUCUUAAUUCAAAGUUUGCUGUAAAUAUCAAUGUUCUGCUUUUUGUGCCAAACCAUCAAUUGGUGAUAUGUCCCCCAUUUCUAGAUUUUUCUCCUCAACGGCACAGGAGAUCUCAUCUGUUUUUGGUUUAUGUUUUUUAUGUAAGCACUUUAUAAUUUUUAAUAAAAAAUUUAAAACUACAAA